AUGUCGUCUAAUAUUCAUACAUCUCAAACUUUCACAUUUCAAGGGAAGACCCUUCAAGAAGCACUGGAAGAAGUCGCCAUGGCUGUGCCUAUGAUACUAGCUCUUACAAUUGCCCCGGCUUUGUUGGGAACACAAGAAGCAAUUCGGCAAAGUCAAUCCAAAAAUAAACGGGAAGAGCACCGCGCUCGUCGCUGUAAUCUUGUGGUAUCUUGUGUCAAGCAAUCGAUCCGAAGUCGGGACAUAAACGGAAAGCUGGUUGUUCUUAAAGAUAAUAAGCUUUACAUAACUACCGGUGCUUCAUCCGCUGAAGAUGGACAAUCAUCCACACCGGACAGUGGACACCCAUUCGCGGGAUACUACUUGCCAUACCCCGACAAAUCAUAUGAAGGUCUCGUCAGCACCAUCAGCGACGACCCUCCAAUGUUGAACUGGAUAUAUGUCGACAAGGACACAUACGAAGUCAAGUACGGAGUCCGUGCCGAUGCACAAGCACACCUUACAGGACCCUUCGAUUGCACACGGCAGGACCGGCGCAUGACCUUAGAAGGCUGGGAGGGUUUCGCAGCAGUUGAAGAAUUCCCCGGUAUAUGGGCGUUAUACUUCGAUCGCGAUGACGAUGGGCUAGUCACAAAAGUCCCAAUGGGAACUAGAGUCCUGGAAGUUGAAUUGACGCGACGGGAAAAGAAGGAGCGCAAGCCAGACCCGAACGCGGCACAGACUUUAGACGAGAAGAUGAAGCAGCACAAGGAGCAGACACAGAGGGAAGAGGAAGAAAAGCAAGAAAUGAUGCGCCAACAACAGCAACAAGCUGAUGCGGAGGAGCGAAGUACGCAAGAAUCGCAACAAAAUCGCGCGAAAACAGCAGAUCAUGAAGCAGAGGGUACUACACAAACUAGCAGUGUCCCUUUUGACUUGGGAAAACUACAUCUUGAUCCCGCAUCUGCUGCAGGGCAGUCAUCAGGUCUAGCUCCUCACUCGCCUAGUGUGGCAACCGAUAAUGUUUCAUUCUGGUCAGCAGCGAGAAAGGCAGAUGGUCUUAGUGAUACCGCGUCCGUCACAGCGGCUAGUUCCGUUAUCGAUAGACUCGACACCCUUGAUGAGGUAGCUGAUGGACCGGGGCAACUUGGGUAUAAAAGGCCAUAUGUUGAAGACGAACCAAUCUCUGAGAGAACGGGAGAUGAUGUAAAUAAUUAGGUAUAAUAGGUAGACUUGUAUAUAGAGCGAUAGAGCUGAUCAGCGAGAGUUGGGUGGUAGGACCUCUUGGCAACAUUCGACUGCCAAAAUGAGACCCGCUUCACAAGAUAGACCGCUCUUCAUAAGUGUAUAAUUGAAGCUAUCACAAAACCUUUGGCUUUCAUAACU
Molecule: messenger RNA, 1362 nt
Organism: Hypoxylon trugodes
Lineage: Eukaryota; Fungi; Ascomycota; Sordariomycetes; Xylariales; Hypoxylaceae
Exons: 2
Coding region: 1-1194 (397 amino acids)
Source: RefSeq, a predicted model, not a curated record